Messenger RNA from Lytechinus variegatus (green sea urchin), 3627 nucleotides. Its product is annotated as heterogeneous nuclear ribonucleoprotein K-like. The record is from RefSeq and is a predicted model, not a curated record. Gene Ontology annotation, biological process: regulation of mRNA splicing, via spliceosome; regulation of transcription by RNA polymerase II. Gene Ontology annotation, cellular component: nucleus; cytoplasm. NCBI's taxonomy places the organism in Eukaryota, Metazoa, Echinodermata, Echinoidea, Temnopleuroida, Toxopneustidae. The coding region runs from base 393 to 1613 and encodes 406 amino acids. Gene Ontology annotation, molecular function: mRNA binding. The transcript is spliced from 15 exons.
UAGAAACCAUUGCAUAAAACCUCUCAGGAAGUUUUUGCUGAUGUGAAAGCUGCUCACCGAUGAGACUUCAGAGGACCAUUGACUUGAUUUGAUCUUGAGAGUGAAAACAAGAGGAAGAGAAGCCACCUUGACACAGGAGAGGUGCCCCCCGGUUUGCCGCCACCUGAUUGGUCGACGGAGCCUUGCAUAAAUAACCGCCUCUAAUCCAUCACUCGUCAGUUUGUCACCGCUCUCCGGCUGGAUUUACAGCCUCGUCCAACGCGCAAGGGAGGAGGUGGAGGAGAGAAAAAAAAACUGCAAAAGGAGACCUGUAUGCACAACAACCUUACACGCUAUUCCUGGUCGGCAUUCGCGCCAACGCAGCAUCGUCGUAGAAACUGAACGCAAGGAAGAUGGCUGAAGCGAUGAACAUUGGAGAAAAACUGCAGCAGAUGGCCGAUAAUGAAGGUGGUAAAAGAUCUGCAGAAGAAAAUGCAGUGGUAAACCAGAAUAACAAGCGCCCUCGUGGAGAUGGAGCCAAGGUGUCGUUCCGUGUCUUAAUUCCAAGCAGUAAUGCUGGUGGAAUCAUCGGAAAGGAAGGCUCAAAUAUCAACCAGCUUCGGAAGAAGUACAAUGCAACCAUAACAGUGCCCGACUGCAGCGGGCCAGAGCGCAUCCUUACUGUAACGAUGGAAGUGGAGGCGGCUUUGGAGUGCAUCCAGGAAAUAAUCCCCUUAUUGGAUGAGAACAAGCAGAACCCAGAGCAUUGUUCCGUACGUGUCUUGGUUCAUCAGAGUCUUGCUGGAGCUAUCAUCGGCAAGGAAGGAUGCAAGAUUAAGGAGAUGAGGGAGCAAAUUGGAGCGCACAUCAAGGUUUACUCUCGCGUGUGUCCCAAUUCGACCGACAGAGUUGUCCAGGUUGGAGGCACACCAGAUAAGGUCAUUGGUGCUUUGAGGGAGCUCCAGAAGCUCAUCAGCUCUACUCCAAUCAAGGGCCCAGACCAGCCCUAUGACCCCUAUUGCUUUGAGCCUUUCCUUGCCCUUGACUAUGGGGGCUACACCGGCUCAGAUAAUAAGAAGAUGGGAGCAGGAGGAGGAGGGGGUAUGGGGCGCAAUAUGGGCUAUAGAGGAGGCCGGUAUGGAGGAGGGGGACGUGGUAUGGGAUUUGACUACUUAGGCGGGGGAGGAGGUGGAGCGUAUGGAGGACGAGGGAUGUUCGGCCAUCCACCGUUGGGUGGUUUAGGGGGAGGAAGGAGAGGAGGAAGGGGCGGAGGAGGCCCAGGAGGAGGAGGAGGAGGCCCGGGAGGAGCACCAAGCAGCGGAGGAGGGAGAAUGCCAGAACCGCUUGCACUGGGAUUAGGCAAUAGUGGGAGAACCAGUCUUGAAUCAUUGGAUAGUACUGAGAAGACCACUCAGGUUACCAUUCCUAAGGAUUGUGCUGGAGCCAUCAUCGGCGCUCGAGGCUGCAGAAUUCGCCAGAUCCGAACCCAGAGCCGAGCAACGAUAAAGAUCGAAGACUCCAAGCCCGAUUCCAAUGAACGCAUCAUUACCAUCACUGGGACAGAAGAACAGAUUAGCUAUGCUCAGUACUUGCUUCAAGAAAGUGUAAGGAAUUUCUCUGGAACCAAAUAUUAGUGGACUUUGAGAGAUGUCUUCUAACUUCGCCGUUAUCAACAACACAGCUUCAUACAUCUUGAUAACCAGGCACCAUACAUGGCUUCAUCCGUUUUGCUGAAAUAAGGCUACGUGCAUUCUUAAAAUCUUUCUUCAUAAGAAUUCAAUGUUCAUUUAUAAAUACAGCUCACUUAGUGGUAAAUGAAAUAAAUUUAAUCAAUUUGGAUUUGAAUUUUUUAAAAUAUAAAUUAUACUUGACAUUUUCUACUGAUAGUAUGUCACAUGACAAAAGGAAUUAUUUUAUAGAAUCCACCAUUACCUUGGUGCAGAGACUUUGUUCAUUAACAAUUUUAUUGUGAAUUGUAUUGUUUUGCUUGUUUAGGGUUGGGAAGUGGGUCUCCGCUCAAAGACAGAGAUUCUGAGAAAAGCGAUAUUUUGAUAGUUUUCUACCACAGCAAGAAAAUGUAUGGGAAUAUGGUGAAGUACUAUGUUUUUUGCUUUUUUAAUAACCCCUGGUAUUGGCUAUAGGCAGUUAAAUUGAGAUAAGGAUUCUCUAGGUGUUACGGAUGGUUUCAGUAUCAUUCUUUCAGAAGGGCGGAAAAGUUAGCUACGUCAUCUUAAUUGCCAAUGUUCAAUGUGAGAUUAGAAAUCUGAAGGAAUAGAAAAACCUGUUAAACCAUUGCAAGUUUGAAAAAAUUAAUUUCAUUUUAAUGUAUAUAUACACACACACACACUCUUGGAACAAUAAGUGACAAUAAUCUUCUAAAGUUCCAUUGCUAAAAGCUUCUACUCUUCUAAACAUAAAAAAAUAACUUCUCCAUGACAAAUAUGCGAUUGAAAUAUUUUACAAGGAUUUUUUAUUGGUUUAACAUGUAUACUGUAGAUAUUUAUUAAAAAUGAACAAAUAAUACAAAUGCUUUGCUUCUACAGUAUACUUCUAUGUAAAAAGUUACAAGAAUGCUUCUUUCCCAAAGAUCUGCAUUGUUGUCUCUUAAAAAAAUAAUGGGCAAGGGCAGCAGUCCCACCCCCCCCCCCCAGCACCACAUAUGUUUUAAUUUAUGCUUUUAUCACUUACAUUUUUAGCUAUGGUAAUAACUCAAAUUGAACUUGCCAUAUUUUUAGCAUGUAAGAUGUUAAUAUUUUGUGCUGUACAUACAUAGCUUAAAAUUCCUUUAAAAAUAUAAUAGAUUGACAAUAAAUGUUUGCAUCGAAUGCUGUUGAAUCAUUGGACUAACAGAACUAUAAUCAUGUUAAAUUAAUUUUACAUAGAGGAUCGAAGGUGAAAUGCAAAUAAAUUGAUGUAUUAAGGAAAAACUAUUAACAGUGGAGAUUAAUAGAAAGUAAAAUCAUACAUUACCUUAUGAAUGAAACUGGUUACCAUACUGUUCACAGAAUAAAACAGUGCACCGAAUUGAUUGAUUUAUUUAGGAAAUAUAGAUAUCUGCAUCUGUUGGGUUUGUUAAAAAAAAAUUAUUUUAAUAAAAAUUUAAAUCAUCUUUUAACACCUCUUUAGUGUGUAAUAUUUACAAAUGAAGCACAAAUUGAAUUGACAGCUCACUGGCGUACAGAUUAUUGUAAGAAAAUUAUAAUGUGAUACAAAAUUGUUAUUACUCGAAAUUAUGAACAAAGAUUAUUGUAAUUUUAAUGUUUUUUAUGCCUAGAUAGAGAAUACUAAGUGGGAUAUGUCUUCCAAUUUGCAAGGCAUUUUAAGAGAUUAAAUAUUUGAUUAACUCUUUGCCCGCCACAUCAAUUUUGGGGUGCCGUAUGCAUUGUGUGCGAACUAUGACUUGAGUCAUCGUUGGCAGUCCGCUGUAUGUGCCGCGAGUUGUCCGUGGCGGGCAAAAAGUUAAUUGAAAUAUGGCAUUUUGAUGUUUUAGAUAUUUUUUAUGUCAAAGAAAAUGUCAAAUUGUUUCUACGAUUUGGAAUCCAUAUUUGAAUUGAAAAAGGUUAAAUGUAUAAAAUUAGCAAGUAUUUCCAAUGAAUAUGUGCCAGCUGAUAAUCUGUAAUAAAUUUUUUACCAUCUUUGUAUCAUGUA